Messenger RNA from Cantharellus anzutake, 1635 nucleotides. RefSeq lists its product as uncharacterized. The record is from RefSeq and is a predicted model, not a curated record. Bases 345 to 1307 code for a protein of 320 amino acids. The transcript has a single exon. NCBI's taxonomy places the organism in Eukaryota, Fungi, Basidiomycota, Agaricomycetes, Cantharellales, Hydnaceae.
CAUCUCACUCAUCCACCACCGAAAACAGCACUCAACAGGGUCAUAGCCGGUGACUCUGGGUCUUCCCUCUCUCUUGAAAGAGGAGGAAGUCUUAGUGGGCGUUCUAGCCCUCGGAUUGACCGCGAGGAGGUUCGAAGACGUUUGAUGAAGUCCCGAAGGAGCCCCCCGCCGAUGGGUUGCACAGUGACGACGAAACGCGUCUUUCGUCACCGUCCCCAGCAAGUGAAACGAUACAAGAGGGCGGUAAGGCUAGCCCGCACACUCCGCCUCAACCAUCAAGUUCAGUGGACCUGCGCAAAGCCGGAGUUGAUCUCGGUGAUGUUCGCUCCGCCUUGGACCGCCUUAUGUUGGGCGUUGAGCGUGGCUUUGUGGAUGACAGCGGGAGCUUCAGUCAGCCGAACGAGACGAGCUUUGUGGAGGAGAGCAUUGACCAGUCCGCUGAUGCGUCGACAACGGAAGAUCGAGAUCACCCACGAUAUUCAGUGAUGACAGAUUCGAGCAUAGGCGAGGUCAUCGGCGCCCAACGGGGCGUUUUUACCCAGGCACAGAGCACUCAGAGCAAACAUCCGGAAAUCAUGCCACCAUCACCACUUCCGCAGAGCAACUUUGUUAUGCAAACGCCAUCCAUAUCUCAAUCGAACCAGACACCUUCGACGACGGGGACGGAGACGGAAGACGACGAGCCUGCCACUCCAUCCACGAGAGGCAUGUCCUCCCCAGUACCCCCCGCUGUUGCACUCCCCGACCAGGUUGAAUCAAUUGAACAUUUGUCUCCUGCUCCGCGACCCGACUCCCGAGCUAAGCUUAAUCUCGAUGCCAAACCGCUUCCCGCUACCCCUCAACCCCGUCUUUCCCUUGACCUUUCGAUUUCAUCAUCGUUCCACGAGUCUGAAUUCAGUCACCUCGUUCCGCUCUCCACGAAUGUCGGUUCUCACCCUGUCACGUCAAUCCUCCCUACUUCGCCCGCCCCGUCAGGAAACAAUGCUCAUGAAGACGCUUCCCCCGCGGUGCGCGAGCAACGGGAUCCCCUUGAACCGAUCUUUUCGGAGCGACCACAACGGCGACGAAGUCGAUCCACUGGCGAUGCGCCUGACUCGAGAGGAGGGGAGGUACGCUUCCGUCACACCCUUAAUUUUUCUGCUAGCGAUUCACUUUUAUCUCAGCGUGCGGUGGCAGAUCGCAAGGGAGCGGGGGCCUUAGUGACCCAUUCCUUGAGUCAAGUUUCAGCUGGUACUAUCCCUCUAAGUGCAUCCAUUUCGGAGGAAUUGAAGAAGAUGUAUGGAGGAAAGCAUGUAGGUGUCCUUUAAUCUUAUCAGAGGCGUCAAAUUGAUGUUGUAGACCCAGACUCCGACCUAUCAGCUGCGGGAACGUCCUGGAACAAUUUACGCUUCUUCGGACUCAAAGAUCUCGCACGUUGGAAAUGCUGGUGAUAUUGAUGCUGGCAGGGCAUGGCGAUCCAUUCGCCGUCCGUCAGACAUGGUUAGUGCAUAUGUUCUCUGAAUCAAAAUAUGCUAACUGUGCGAUCCAGAAUGAGUAUGCUCGUGAAAUUCGCGAAUAUCGAGCGCAAGAGAAACUUGGCAAAGCUUAUGGAAAAAUAUUCGUGAAAGGCAAGUGAUUCUACAGGCCUUGGCGCCU